This is a messenger RNA of Paramecium sonneborni, 1028 nucleotides long. The record is from the annotation of a GenBank genome assembly. NCBI's taxonomy places the organism in Eukaryota, Ciliophora, Oligohymenophorea, Peniculida, Parameciidae.
AUGACUGGAUGUUUAGUAAAAUGUCCUUUUUGUAAUAGAAAAUGUGAUCGUGAUAUUAGAGAAUUAAAUCAUAAACAUGAAUGUAGUUAAGGACAUUUCUUAAGAGGUAUUUAUAUUAUUAAUAUAAUUAUAGGAUUUUAAUAAGUACUUGUAGGUAAUAGUCCAUCUAUAUAAACAUGUAAUGAAAUAAAGAAUGAUUUUAAAGUUUAAAGAGUUGGAUAAGUAUUUUAAUGGGAAUAAAUUUAAUAAGAGCAUUAAAAUUGGUCAUUUAAUUCCUAAAAGUAAGAAUCUUUAUAAUUAAAAAAUUUACAAUUAAAGGCAUGGAAUGAAGGAGUUGGAAAUAUAGUUUCAUAAACUAUUUCAAAGAGAAUGAACAAAAAAAUCAAUAUAAUAAAAGCAGAAAAUAAUAAUUUUUAUUAAGAUUCUAACCAUUAUAUAUUUAUACUUGAUGAUUCAGGAAGCAUGUAAGGAUAAAAAUGGCAAAACAUAAAAUAGGGAGCAAUAGGAGUAAUGAAUUUAAUAAAAGAUUAAUAAUCAAAAGCAAAAUCUUCAGUAAUUGUAUUUAAUACGACUGCCAGAUUGGUUUUGGAUUAAUAAUUUAUUAAUACUUCAACUCAAUAACAAUAUAUUGAAUAUUAAGGUGGAGGUACAGAUUAUGACUAUGCAUUUUCCAUGUGUUAUGAUCAAAUCAUUAAGAAUUUUGAAUAUGAUGGGUUUAAUUUAAAAUUAUAUUUAGAUUUUCCAUUUAAUUUUAUACUGAUGGAGAAGCAAGUGUUCCAGAUGUUGCAAUCAGUAAAUUGAGAUCCUUACCAUAAGAAAUACUUAAAAAAAUCAAUUUAAUUAUAUGUAAUAAUAAUCAUUAAGCCUUAGUAACUGAAACAAAAUCACCUGGAGUAUUGUAAUAAAUAGUAACUUCUUUGGAAAGCUAUCUCAAAAAAGUUUAAUUAAUAACAUCUGUUUAGCCAAAUCAAGCAUCCUUAAUUUUAACUUAAGAUGUUUAAGAUUAAAUUAAAGAAGUAAUUAAUUGA